Molecule: messenger RNA, 750 nt
Organism: Penicillium alfredii
Lineage: Eukaryota; Fungi; Ascomycota; Eurotiomycetes; Eurotiales; Aspergillaceae
Product: putative exosome complex subunit Rrp46
Exons: 2
Coding region: 1-750 (249 amino acids)
Biological process (GO): poly(A)-dependent snoRNA 3'-end processing; U4 snRNA 3'-end processing; nuclear mRNA surveillance
Cellular component (GO): cytoplasmic exosome (RNase complex); nucleolus; nuclear exosome (RNase complex)
Source: RefSeq, a predicted model, not a curated record
AUGGUCGGCCCAACAGCUUCAAUCUCCAAUCUGAACCGGGCCGAUGGCUCGGCUUCCUUCAAGUGCCCGACUACCGGCUACGAUGUGCUCGGCGCCGUCAACGCUCCCAUUGAGCUCCCCACUCGCCGCGAUGCCCUGAAACCCGAAGAAGCGACCGUGGAGGUUUUUGUGAAGCCUGGGACGACCACUGCUGGUGUUGGUGAAAGAUACAUCGAGGGAAUUCUGCGCAGCGUGUUGGGAAAGGUGGUAUUGGGGCGCGAGAAGGGAUUCCCUCGAAGAGGCGUGGUCAUUACACUGGCUAUUGUUGGAGGUGGAAAUGUAGAGCGUGGUGAUUCUUACCUCACUAUCCUGCCCGCGCUUCUGCAUACCUCGCUGCUUGCCCUGCUUUCGGCUUCGGUUCCUCUGUCCAUGACCUUCGCAGCAACGACAUUAGGAGUGACCAUCUCUAACGAAAUCAUCCGCGAUGUCUCCCCCCGUGGCGCCAAAGCUGCCGCAUCGCUUCACGCGCUUGCAUUUUCCUCCAAAGGGCACCUGCUCCUCAACGAGAGCCAAGGGCGAUUCGACUUUGAAAUUUGGGAAGCUGUUCGAGAACAGGCAUUGUUUAUCUGUCAAGGCGCAGCGGUUCCCAGCGCAGACGGCGAUGUCGCAAUGGAUGAAGAGGCGGACCGGACACAUUUGGAUGGCUUCAUCCGGGAAACGGUGGAGGACCAGAUUCACAGUGAAUACAACUGGAAGGUUGACUCGGUUUGA